AUGGCCGACGUUCAAGUGCUUUUUGGUGGGAAAGACUUCAUUAUCGAGAAGGUCGACUACUCGUCUGCUGACGCAACUGGGGUUGUGGUUUCCAUCGUUAUCUCAUGGUUCUCCGGCACCGCAGUCGUCGUACUUUUGGCAAUCCUUGCUAUUUCUGCAUGGAACACUCGUAAAUCGGUCAACCCUCAUCUCUUCAUGCGCAGUCAUACCGCAGCCUACUUUGUGUCGAUGCUAUGGUGUGACCUCAAUCAGUCCUUCGGUUCAAUCCUUAAUAUCCGUUGGGUGAAUAUGAAGGCGGUCGAAUACGGGCAUUAUUGCGCAUUCCAAGGCUUUAUCAAACAAAGUGCAGACGUGUCUAUGUCCAUGUGGUCGUUGCUGAUCGCACUGCACACAUUCUUGGUUGUCUUUUUGAGAUGGAACAUGCCGAAGUGGGGGUUCUAUGGAAUGUUUGCAUUCGGUUGGGGCAUGGUUCUUCUGAUGGUCACGAUUGGCAAUGCUGGAUAUAAGAAGGAGUUAGGACCGUUCUAUGGUAUUUCUGGUUACUGGUGUUGGAUUUCAAACAACUAUGGCGCAGAGCGUAUAACGCUGGAUUAUAUGUGGAUGUUCCUGUCCGCUGGUCUCAGUUUUAUAUUAUAUGCUCUUGUCUACCUCAAUAUGCGUGGCAAUGUUACUACUCGUGGCAUACAUUUUCGUCGUCAUUCCGUGGCAGCAAAUCAAGUUGAUAGUAAUGCUACAGCAAUUGCGAAGCAGAUGCUAAUAUAUCCUGUGGCGUUCACACUUCUGAUCCUGCCCAUUGCUAUCUGCCGCUUUCUUGAGUGGUCCAAUCAUCCUGUUUCUGAUGCUGCUAGUUCAUUCAGUGACUCUGUCUUCCUUUUGUCAGGGCUUGUUGAUGUCACUUUGUUUGCAAUCACCCGUCGCGUCCUUCCGGAGCAUAGUGUACUCCCCAGGUCGAUUAGUCUGCGCCGCAGUUUUCGAAGGAAGAAAUCUGACUCUGAGGGUGAUGAGCCAGACCUCGAGAAGGGUGAUGUUCCAGAGACGGACUUGGAGGGUAACCCCAUUAACGUGGAGCUUGGCGAUGGCGUCUUCAAACGACCGGAUAGCCCAGACUCGGAGCACGAAGACAAUCAAGUGACCAUUCGUGUCGAAUCCGUUGUUAUAGACCGCAUCUAUAUACAACCCAAUCAUACUCACGAGGAUUCGCAAGCACCGCCUGGUUUGCCACCGUCCAUUCCCCAGGCCCACGCUGACGAGGUUGAAGUCCAGAGUCCCAUUCGGAGCCCCCGAAGGAGCAUGACGGCGCUUGAAAACGAGGACUCGCAUCGCGCUUAUGAAGCGCACCACAGCGCCCUGCUCCACUUCCACGAGAGCGCGCGACGAAGUCCGACGGAGAGCAGCCAGUAUACCGAAGACGACGAAGAUCGCUCGUUGCCCAGUCCGAUCCAUAGUCCACGUACUGCUCCCCUUCCCCAAUACUUCGGAACGCCUCGCAGUGCUACCUUCCCAGUGGUCCGGAACUCUGGCAGCCCACGAUCGGUCAACUUCCCCAUGAGUGGUAGACUGCCUCCCUCCAAUAGUCCCUGGCGGUGA
Fibroporia radiculosa is the source of this 1587-nucleotide messenger RNA. RefSeq lists its product as uncharacterized. The transcript has 14 exons. Gene Ontology annotation, cellular component: plasma membrane. Lineage: Eukaryota; Fungi; Basidiomycota; Agaricomycetes; Polyporales; Fibroporiaceae. Gene Ontology annotation, molecular function: G protein-coupled receptor activity. Gene Ontology annotation, biological process: adenylate cyclase-activating G protein-coupled receptor signaling pathway. Bases 1 to 1587 code for a protein of 528 amino acids. The record is from RefSeq and is a predicted model, not a curated record.